CCCGGCUAGCUGUCAUCCGCGUAGAAGGGAAGGGCAUGACAUGGAGCUACAUUUUCCGAUAAGCAGUUAUAUAUGCGUCGUAGCUUGUUAAAAGCAUACAAGGCUUUUGGUAUUUCUAUGUACCACGAUAGCGGUCCUUUCGUUUCGACGUCUUGAACAAACAGUCGCUAGCUAACCGGCUAGCUAGCUUGCUACUUACUGUAACUGUAAAGGCAGCGAGUUCAAACAGAAAGCCUCCGCAUGGCGUUAAUCCUGUUUACGAGGUCUCGGGCACCUUUCAUGAAAACGUCCAGGUCUUUAAAGAACGAAUUCAGGAAAGGGAAACUACAAGAUGGUGCAUGUUUCAACUGCACAGCGCUCAGACUCUCCAGUCAGAAACUUGAUGGGCUCCGACUCGGCAGCUUGUCCCAGCUCCCUUCAUCCGGUCCUUCCCUCCCCUUGUCAGAUGGCUACGUGGGCCCCUGCCAGAGCGUGGACUCACAGCGGCCUUACUGUGCUUUUGUGUUAGGGGCCUCCCCUUCACUGUACCCUGCAGUCACGACGGGGGCCCAGUGGACGAUAGCGCGACCACAGGACAUCCGCGGCGUCAGGUGGAUACACACCUCGAGGAGGAGAUGGGACGACUCCAAGGUGGAGAAGUCACUGCGUUCGUUAAAGGACAAGAAGAAGAAGCUGGAGGAAGGAGGGCCGGUGUACAGCCCCACGCUGGAUGCAGAACCCGUGAGACGGACGCUCCGACAGCGGGUCGUCGAUGAAAUCAAGCACUACUACCACGGCUUCAAGCUGCUGUGGAUUGAUACCACCAUUGCUGGCCGGAUGCUGUGGAGGGUGCUGAACGGACAUCCCCUGUCCCGCCGCGAGAGGAGACAGUUCCUCCGAACAUGUGCCGACGUCUUCAGACUUCUUCCCUUCCUGGUGUUCAUCAUCGUCCCCUUCAUGGAGUUCCUGCUUCCUGUAGCUCUGAAGCUCUUCCCCAACAUGCUGCCGUCCACCUUCGAGACACAGUCAAAGAAGGAGGAGAGGUUGAAAGCGGAGUUGAGAGUCAAACUGGAGAUGGCCAAGUUCUUGCAGGACACCAUCGAGGAGAUCGCUCUGCGGAACAAGGCUGCCCAGGGCAAUGUGACGGAGGAGUUCUCCACCUUCUUCCAGAAGAUCCGGGACUCCGGGGAACGUCCCAGUAAUGAGCAGAUCUUGAAAUUCUCCAAACUGUUCGAGGAUGACCUGACUCUGGACAACCUGACCCGACCUCAGCUGGUGGCUCUCUGCCGUCUCCUGGAGCUGCAGUCCAUCGGGACCAACAACUUCCUCCGUUUCCAGCUCAUCAUGAAGCUGAGGGCCAUCCGUGCAGAUGACAAGCUGAUUGCAGAGGAAGGGGUGGAGACUCUGAACGUGAACGAGGUGCAGGCAGCCUGUCGCGUCAGAGGGAUGAGAUCUCUCGGAGUCACAGAAGAACGACUGAGGGAGCAACUCAGCCAGUGGUUGGAGCUGCAUCUGAACCAGCAGAUCCCCACGUCCCUGCUGCUGCUGUCUCGAGCCAUGUACCUCCCCGACACCCUUUCCCCCGCCGACCAGCUGAAGACGACCCUGCAAACGCUGCCCGAGAUGGUGACGAAGGAGGCCCAGCUGAUGGUGGCAGAGAUGGAGCUCUCCAAAGUGGACAAUAAGACCAAGCUGGAGACCAUGCUCCAGGAGGAGGCAGCCAUACGCCAGGACAACAAGGACAGGGAGAUGGAGAGGCUGGCGGAUGCUGCAGAGAAGGCUGCAAGGGAGGUCGAGCUGGAGCUCGAAGCAGAGCCGGCUAAAGCCGACAUGGCUGCUCAUUCGGAGACUCUGAGGGAUGCAGCGCCCGUCAUAGAGGGAAUCAAGUUUGGACAGUGGCAGAGAUUCCUGUGCUUCCAGGGCGAGGAGAUCACCAAAGAGGAGAUUGACCUGUUGAGUGACGCUUGCUCGAAGCUGAAGGAGCAGAAGAGGCUGUUGACUCUGGAGAAAGAAGAGCUCGAGGAACUGAAGGACGACGUCCAGGAGUACAACGAGGAUCUGGAAGAGAUCAAGAAGGAGCUCUCGAAGACCGGCCAAGAAAAGGCGCUGGAGGAGUCAAAGGCGAGCCAGCGUCUGUCUAAGAGAGUGAACCGUAUGAUCGGUCGCAUCGACAAGAUCAUCCUGGAGCUGGAGAAGGACAAGGUCAUCCUGGACGGACAGAUGGACAGCGGAACCAGCCCACCUGUCGGAUUAUUCUUUACUAAACAUAGUGAUGCCACAAGUCUGUUCUACACCUUCAGGGAGAACCUCAUCAGCAUCGACGAGCUCAUCGGCGUCAUGCGGCAGAUCCAGAACAUUCCAGAGCACAAGCUGCAGAGGAUCGCGGAGGCUCUCGACGACAACAAGGACGGGAAGAUCGACAUCGACGACGUCAUCAAAGUGGUGGAACUGAUCGACAAGGAGGACGUCGACAUCUCCACCUCCCAGGUGGCUGACAUCAUGGUGAUGCUGCAGAAGGAGGAGAAGCUGAUGGAGAAGGAAAAGGCCAAAGACAAGGCCGAGAAGGAAAAGGCAGCCACACUCAACAGCUAACUCAUUUCCACAAAGACACAGCGCACUUGUAAACGCCGACUUCUGAGAAGUCUGUGUCUGGUACCCGCCCACAGAUUGAGGGGGGGUCACCAGGUAACAGCUGCCUUCUCAGAAUGUCAUCUCACUACCAAUUCAGCUCUUAACAAAUAGUUAAAAAAAUGGGGAAAAAAAGGCAUAUUGCCUUUAAAACGCACAAAAUCACAACGAAACUUAAAUUGCCAUCAUGUUAAACUCUUCUGGACUGAUCAUGUAUUAUAUGUUGAUACUUGGUUUUGUGUAAUUUUACUCAAUAACUUAUUGAUAGAGGGAACACAGCGACAUGGAACCAUAGUUCUCCCAACGUCAGAGUUGUGAGGGGAGAAAACUGAUCAGAAAUUAAGUUUGGAAAAUCUAUUUAUUGUUGAAAGUUUGAGGUGAACCGUCUUGCCUUUCAUUUCAUUCAUGUCGUCAUCUCAGAGAAAUGAGACAUCAUUUCUGGACUUGCACAGUAAAAAUCAUCGUCAUCACCAUCAUUUCUUUUCUUUUAUCAUCAUACCCCCACUUUGUGAAGUCACUUUCCCUGAUUUGUACUUGACAGGGGAGCUUAUUGCUGGUUACAGGAGGUUUGAAUGGUGGCUGCAACCAAAUAUAUAUUUACACAAAACGUAGAAACUAAUUAACAAAACAUCAGGUUAUGUGUGCAAGAUUAAAUCUAUAUAUUCAUUCUAACAAUAAAACAAAUAACAGCUUUAUGUUAAUCAUUCCCACCAAAACAGCAGUAAAUGUUGGAUUCGCGCUGUAGAUGUGCUGGACGUUUGUCCAAAGAGCAAGCGACUGAACUUAGCAGCAUUUACAUCCGUAUUAAUACGUGUUGUACUGUAUUUUCUGUUUAUUUUGUACUUACUACAUCAUAAUCUUUUAUCAGCUCUUCAUAUCUAUUCCUGUUGUGUUCAGUAGAUCUCUGUGAAAUGCCAAAGUUGCACUGUGGCACAUUUAAAUAACUAAUUAAAUAUAGAUAAUUCAGAUUAUUCCUAAUAUCAACCAACAAACCAGUUAAGACUGACUGAUGUUUAUGAGCAGCGACGCUGGAACGCCUCACGGCGAACGGCGGCCGGUUGGCUGCUGCCGUGGCGAGCGACAGCAGGCGUCUGGUCGCAGGGUGAUCGUGGCUUUGUGUGAAUGUUAAGUAGUUUAUUUUGUGCACAUGAGUAGUCUGAUAACGUGGCCUUCUCCUCACACAGAUGUUAUGCAUCGUGUACCGUUGUACAUUUAUUGUUGGGUGUUUGAAGAAGACGGUGGCGCUCCGAUAUUCUCCUCACUGAGGAUUUACCUGAUGUCAUUUAGUCCGGAUGAAUUCAGCUGUAGAUCGUUUUGUUUGCACAGUAGCCACGAGAAAAAGUGGCUUAUAAACAAGGUCGAAGUGACGAUUUCACACAAUAUUCAAGCCGCUGCUCGUUUUCAACGGCGUUCACACUGCAAGCAGCUGGGCCAUUGAUUGUUUUUAUGUUUUCUGAAAACAUAUUCCAACUAUGGCUGCACCUAAUGAUUGUCUUUGACUAGAUUUGAUUUGUUUUGUUUAAUUUUUUUAAUAUAUAGUGUCAAGAAAGCAGAGGAAAGAGGCCGAGGUGGCGCUUCAGAUGAUUUGUUCCAGCGCCCAGUAUCUGCAGGUUUAAUAUACAAAUAGAGAAAAUCAGCACAUUCUCAUAUUUUAGAAGUUGGAACCAGCUGACGUUGCUAAAUGACUUGUAUAAGUGAUAGAUUAUAAAAUGUGUUUUUCUGUCAAUCAGCCCAUCGAUCGAUUGAUUGAAUAUUCUCAGCACUAAAUUCAACCAGUGUUGCUCAGAGCAAGAACCGUUUUCACCGUUCAUUAAAGCUGUUAGAAUAAUCUGAUAAUUAAAGUUAGUGAUAUGUGGAAAAAAUAAAAAUUCAUUAUUUUCCAUCUUCACUGACGGCAGCAGUGGAUUCAAACUGCAGGCUUUGGUUUUUAAGACAUUAACUUCUGUAAUCAAUGAAAUAAGAGUCUUCGCGUCGGCACACCGGCACAGGAAAUGAUCAGACUUCUGCCGAGUUGUUAGUCAUGUUUCUUGCAGUGUGAACUCACAAUAAAAGGCUGAUCCACUUUCGCUGCUGAGUUGAUUUGAGCAGCGAAGAGCUCAGGUGUGAACGCGGAAGACGAAGCGGCUCUCGAGAUAACGCCGAGUGGACGCCGCUCCAUUUAAUCCGUUCCGGGAAUCCGCUGUCAGGCGCGCGGAUGAUUAAGAGGUCGUCCGUCUUCCAUCAGGCACCGUCCCGGCUCAGGCCCGGGGCUGGCUGACAGGGCGGGGGGCUCUGCUUUGCCUGGGAGCAGUCAGGCUGAUGGGUGCAGGGUAAACACUCGCCCCAUACAUGGGCCACAGCCAGCUCCGCCGGAGGGUUUUGUUUAGCUUAGAGACGAUCCGGCGGGAUGUGGCACGCUCUCUGCUGCGUAAAUCAGCCAGUCAGUGUAAACACGUCCGAGGAGCGCUGUGACAGCUUCUCGAUUACACUUGGCGGGAGAGAGUGGUGUUUGUGUCGGGGGAGCGCUGUGUGCGCAUUAGCAGCGCUGCCACUGCUUCUAGGCACGGAGGGGCCCAGAGGUCAGGGAGGGGAGAUGUGUGGCGGUGACAAAUACCAGGACGGCACGUCGAGAUCGAUGCUUGAGGUUCUGGUGUCGGUCCAGACGGGUUUGAAAUGAGCGGAGUUAAAUUUAAAGGACGUAGAGGCCUCGGGGGAUAAGAUCCAGGGUGGUCUCGCUAAAAAGGCGACCCAGGCUCAAGUUUUGCUGUAAAGCAAUGCAACAUGAUCUGACAAGGUGCUGCGUUAGCCAAUCAGAUAUGUGCAGUCUCUCAUUUCUGGUAGAUUAUGUGCUGAUGGUAAAUUUUUCCAGAGUUAAGAGUAAAAACUUCAAUUUGAACCACUUUGAAGCUUAAUAAAACACCCAAACACUGCAAACACACUGAGCUCAGUCCGGUGGAGCCGAAGCGAUUAGUUGAUGAUUCAGUUGGACGAAAAUUAAUUGGCAAUUAAUCAUUAAUUUAAAGUGUUUUUUUUCAAGCAUGAAUGCCAAAAAGGGGUUUGCCUUCACCUUAACGAAAAGAAGUCGCAGCCAGACUUUUUGGAUUUCAUUGUCUCAUGGGUACCUGAACCAGACAGUUUUUGAUCUGAACACCUGGUGAACCAACAGGUGAAAAUAUGAACAACUGCUGUUGUUUAAGCGCUGAUUAGGUCUGCAUUCAUUGUCAGUGAAUGUUUUUCACAUUUAUCUGUUAAUAGUUUCAUUAAAAUGGAAGAAAAUUCCCAUCACAACCUCCCUGCGCCCAAACCGGCGUCGUUAAAGUAUUGGUUUUUGGGCGGAAAGUACUUAAAACAGAGAAAAGCUGCAAAACCUCGAGAAUGUUUGGCAUUUUUUCUUGAUGAAAGGCUACAGCAAUUUAUCAUUAGUUGUCAUUAAUUAAUAUUAUGUCGAUCAAAUAAUCAAUUAAUUGACAAAUGGCUUCAGUUCUUAUGCUCAAGAUGUCCUCAAAGUGUGACAAAGUCAAGAAUUCAAAGAUAUUCAACAUACAAACAGAGAAAAACAGGAAAUUCUUCUGCACCCAGAGGACGUUUGUCAUCUUGUCUUUAUAAAUGAGGAAUGAUCAGAAUAUUUGUUGUCUCUCACAGUCUCUGCACUUCUUGCUCGUCAUUUCAUGCGCUGCUAUAUUCAUAGUGAGGAAUACAUUUCAGCCACACAGUCAGUGAUGAGACAUGACAGUCAUAUUUCCCUCAUGCUACCAGGAUGUGAUUAUGAUUUAUGAAAACCCGUCAAACCGUCAGAUGCAUUCAAGAAAUCCCGGAAAAAAUAAUUAGAUUUUACAAAAAGGAGGCUGUGCAGAAAGUUUGCUCGUAUUUCCACAGACUUCUGGUGUGCGGAAGCUGUGCAGGCGUGAAUGGCAGUUUACGGCUGCGCGUCCUCGUCUUUGGCUGCAGCGCGAGGAGGCAGAGCUCACCGCUGGCAGCAGUGUUGCACUGUGUUGUCGAAGCUGCCGUCUUGUACCUAAGGGAGGUGGAGAGGCAGCAGAAGCAUCAAGACAGCGAGCUUAAAUCAGGUCGAGUCCAGCAGCCGAGCCAAGAGGCUUUCUUCUGUCGGGGGCUUUGAUAUUUCGGCCGGUUUUAGCUCCUGUCGUAGCUCUUUGGCUGGUCUCUGUGGAGUUUUGCCACUGUGUAAAUGCACUGUUCGUUUUUUUCCUUACAGCAGGUGUGUGUUAGUGUUUGGACUCAGGGCGUGAGUGUUCACUGUGAUGCGGUCUGAGCAGCUUCAGGACCAGCAGGGAGCUCGAAGCUGGCGUGUUGCGACCCGCGAUACAAACCGUCCUAAAAGAUUCCCGUUGGAGGAGGCGAGCACGAGAAGAACAAAUAUUCAAAGCAAUAAGUCAUUUAUGCAUCGUGUAACUUUUUGAAUUUCGUUUGAUCUCCCGUUUUUGAGGUGGAACAAGAGUUUAAUGUGUUGAAAUUAUAUUGUAAUAUAUGUGAUUUAGAGAAAAAAGGCUGCUGUAAUUAAAAAGCAAUGCUUGGAUUCUGCUUCUCUUCUCGAUGAUUGUUUGGGAGCUGAUGCACCUGUAGUUGAUUAUUGUACGGACUUUUUGAAGACAGAUAAACCUCUUUUUCCUUUGAGUAUUUUGCACCAGCCCUUUUAUUACCAAACCAGAAUGCUAUUUUGUAGGAUGUCUGAGAAUAUAUAUGAGUUUUCUCCUGAGGUGGACGUAAAGAGACUGACAGCAGCGUUUGCUUCUACAGAUGCAGACCUAAAGGAGCAGCUCAGACCAGGUUCAGGUUUCAAAACUGAAUUUAGCUGAAUUUUAAAUAAUAGUGCAGCCACCAUGUUUUUACACAGGAAGCGUGUCGUUCAGACUGAAAGUUUUCUGACUGAAACUCCGGCUCUGUCUUAUUUCACCUCAGACCCUCAGACUCAGAGUUUCACUCCGCUGGAAACGGAAAGAUGCGAUUUGACGCCCAUCAAACGUCAUCGGAAGCCUCGCGUUGUGCAGCCAGUCAGUCAGUUUACACGAUGUCGAAGCCCAAACAAAGUUUUCAGGAAAGAAAAGUGAAUCCAGUGUUGAUCUUUUGAGGUUUUUAAAAGAAAACAGAGGCAGACAUGAGUUUGAAAGAGGAGGCGACACGUUGCAGUUUAAUCUCUGACGGCUUUGCAAUUAUAUCUGGAAUGAAAAGAAUAUUAGUCAUUGCGUCUAAAACAUAGACCACUGGAGUUUUUCUUUGAGGUAAUCAUGUGUAUUUAUUUAUUUAUUUACUCAAAUUUUCCAAAGUUUUUUUUUAAAUUAAUGACUGGAACUGGAUUGUAGUUUAGUUUAACUUCUCAUGUAUGAAAAGCAUCAGAUCAAGUGUUCAUGUAAAAGAAACGUCAUUUGCAAAAUGAACCAAUGAAGUGUUGAAUAAAUGAUGGACGAUCCUGGA
Chelmon rostratus (copperband butterflyfish) is the source of this 8016-nucleotide messenger RNA. It is a transcript of the gene letm1, whose product is annotated as leucine zipper-EF-hand containing transmembrane protein 1. The record is from RefSeq and is a predicted model, not a curated record. Lineage: Eukaryota; Metazoa; Chordata; Actinopteri; Chaetodontiformes; Chaetodontidae. Gene Ontology annotation, cellular component: mitochondrial inner membrane. The coding region runs from base 241 to 2571 and encodes 776 amino acids. Gene Ontology annotation, molecular function: ribosome binding; calcium ion binding. Gene Ontology annotation, biological process: intracellular monoatomic cation homeostasis. The transcript is spliced from 16 exons.